This is a messenger RNA of Beta vulgaris subsp. vulgaris (sugar beet), 330 nucleotides long. RefSeq lists its product as uncharacterized. The transcript has a single exon. The record is from RefSeq and is a predicted model, not a curated record. The coding region runs from base 1 to 330 and encodes 109 amino acids. Lineage: Eukaryota; Viridiplantae; Streptophyta; Magnoliopsida; Caryophyllales; Amaranthaceae.
AUGAAGGCAGCACAAGAUCGACAAAAAUCUUAUGGAGAUAUGAAAAGGCAAGACUUAGAGAUCGAAAUAGGAGAAAAAGUCUUACUUAAGGUCUCCCCAACUAAAGGUAUGAAGCGGUUUGGGAGAAAAGGGAAGCUAAGCCCUCGAAAUAUUGGUCCUCAGGAAGUUUUGCAACGAAUCGGAGAGGUGACCUAUAGGUUAGCAUUAUCUAUGAAAUUAGGCAAUGUCCAUAAUGUUUUCCAAGUGUCUCAGCUUCGCAGAUAUGUUCAUGAUCUAAACCAUAUCCUUCAACCAAGAGCUAUCGCAUUGGAUCAAAAACCUUACCUUUGA